UCCCCUGGUGACAUCGGAGACGUUGUUUGAGGCUUUUGAGAAGAUGGGGAAGAAGCAUUACAAGGAGCAGGUUCCUCCGGCCGAGCCCAGCAACAAGAAGCCUUCAGCGGGCAAACAGAAGGCCAAGCCUCCCCCUGCCUCCACACCAACACACAACACACACAAGAACCUGGAGGAUGCAUUCAAAGCCGUGAGUCACACACCAUACACGCUUCCACACACACCAGCAACUUAUACACACGUCUGCAGCACAAGGUACCUACACACGCAGGACUGGCUGUAUUAGACUAAUCUAGGGCAAAAGUCACAUGCUGAAUCUCACUGUUUCACACAACAUCACAAGCUUGUUUCUGAUGUUUACAUUUCUAUACUGUUUAUCAGUGUCGUGGUGCUCCAGUCCAGGACGGUCUCCGGUAUUGGGUUGCUACUGGCAAGUUACUGGAAUCUUCAGGAUAAUUAACACAAAAUAUAUAUGGCAAUCUAUCGUAACUUUGGUCAUUUAUACUUGAAGACCCGGUCCGGGACCCGAGGGGGUCCGGAUCCAGAAUAUAUGGAUCCACCUGUACCCGAGACCCGGUCCGGAUCCAGAAUAUAUGGAUCCACCUGUACCCGAGACCCGGUCCGGAUUCAGAAUAUAUGGAUCCACUGGGACCCGAGACCCGGUCCGGAUCCAGAAUAUAUGGAUCCACCGGGACCCGAGACCCGGUCCGGAUCCAGAAUAUAUGGAUCCACCGGGACCCGAGACCCGGUCCGGAUCCAGAAUAUAUGGAUCCACCGGGACCCGAGACCCGGGUCCGGAUCCAGAAUAUAUGGAUCCACCGGGACCCGAGACCCGGGUCCGGAUCCAGAAUAUAUGGAUCCGGACCCCCUCGAGUCCUGGGUUGUAUCUGAUAUGAUUUUCACAGGUCUGGGGUAUGUGUCAUUUUGAACUGACUUGUCUGGAAGGGCCCGUACAGAUCCUAACAGAGAGAUUGGAUUGAUGCUGGUGCUCUUCCUUUUCACAACAGUGGAGCGUGGAGUAUGUAUCUUGUUGUUGGCCAAUCAUGAGUCAUCAGAGACCAUAGGCUACAGUCAUAGAGCCUCGCUCCAUGUGUGGCCAGAAUUAGGAGAUAUCUAAUCAAUGGAAGAUGGAAUUAUAAUGAGGGAAUGAAAAGUUAAAGGAGAAGGACAGGCUACAAUGACCAAGAGCCAACAGGUAGGCUGCUACUUUAUAUUCUGAAUGGAGUUGUGUUUGUUACUGUAGGAUGAGAGGGUGCAUGCAGCCUCAAUUAGCCUAGUUAGCUAACGUUAGCUAGCUUAACUAGCUUCUCCCGGUUUGAUGCAGUCAAGACAGCUACUAGGUAAUCAUAUUGGAUGGUAAUAACCUAUCUAUGGCAGCUAUUAGUCUACUAUAGCGUGAGUCUGCUUGGUUGGUUGCUGUCUCCCUCCCUGCUCACAUGUCACUGGCCCACAGUAUGGCCCCUCCCCCCUGCUCACAUGUCACUGGCCCACAGUAUGGCCCCUCCCCCCUGCUCACAUGUCACUGGCCCACAGUACGGCCCCUCCCCCCCUGCUAAAGCAGCACCUCUCUCCCUCUCACGCUUUAUCAACUCCGGUUAAUAAAGUAGCUUAAAUGACUUUUCUGCUGCUUCCCUCACUCGGAUCAGAUCGGACCGGGUCUGGAUCCGACCAGGUCUACACAGAAUGGGUCUAGUUGUCUUCGGGUCCGUUCGGAACGGGUCUCUAUAUUGAGCUAUUUUAUUUAUGCAUAUCGGGUCCGGGUGGGAAAGCCCCAGGUCCCUUUUUGGAAUGGAUCCAACUUUUUGGACCCGUGAAGACCUCUAAUUCAUAUUAGUGUUAAUUUUUUUUAUCUCUAUGUCCAUAUUGUCCAUACGUUUCUAGUAGAUGGACCAUAUGAUUCAAAAGAAAGUAGCCUAAUUAAUGAAAAAAGCAUCUAAUCAACAAUGGCAUUAUUUUCAUUUACCAUUGCAAUUCGUCCAACUAUUUACAUUUUUUCACAACUGGCACGAGUUUGACGCCAAAAUAUUGACGCCAAAUGCGUAUUGACGUAGUCACAUAAAUAGUGUGUAAAAACAAAUGUAUAUAAAGGAUAUUUCAUGCUGAAACCCUCAUAUUAAACACUAAUGGGAUUCACUAAGUUGAUGGUUUAUAUUUAAGAUGUUUUACAGCUUUGUUGUUCUAUUUGUUAUCUUAAAAUCAUCCUAUUUCAUAUUUUCCAUUUUCCAAGGACACACAGAGGGCCAGAGAUAAUUAGACACCUGUGAUAAUCUGAAGUCCCAAAAGGGCCACCAGAUGUCUUGUAAAGUCUUUGAAAGAUGCCAACAUUCUGGUAGAUAAUUGGUCAACUUAGAACAUUUCCAGUAAUAUACCCUCCCUUUGCAAACCUACUCGGGUCUCGAUUUCCAUUAGUCGUGACUUGACUUGGACUCCAUCAGUAGUGACUGUUGUCAGAAAGUCUCUCUCCCUUGAAUACUUCAUCAUGCUACUAGAUACAACAGCAAAUGUUAGAUGGCUAUUGUGGUAGCUGCUAGCAUGGCUAUUGUGGUAGCUGCUAGCAUGGCUAUUGUGGUAGCUGCUAGCAUGGCUAUUGUGGUAGCUGCUAGCAUGGCUAUUGUGGUAGCUGCUAGCAUGGCUAUUGUGGUAGCGGCUAGCAUUACUACUGUGGUAGCUGCUAGCAUUACUACUGUGGUAGCUGCUAGCAUUACUACUGUACAUUACGAAAUGUAGCUUCAAAGAACGUUCGACCUCAUUCAAUUGACUGCAUAUUUCUAAACUGUUCUAGUUGGAUGUGGGUUAGGUUUUGAUACUGUAUCUAGAAUGUUCUAGUUGGAUGUGGGUUAGGUUUUGAUACUGUAUCUAGAAUGUUCUAGUUGGAUGUGGGUUAGGUUUUGAUACUGUAUCUAGAAUGUUCUAGUUGGGCGUGGGUUAGGUUUUGAUACUGUAUCUAGAAUGUUCUAGUUGGAUGUGGGUUAGGUUUUGAUACUGUAUCUAGAAUGUUCUAGUUGGGCGUGGGUUAGGUUUUGAUACUGUAUCUAGAAUGUUCUAGUUGGAUGUGGGUUAGGUUUUGAUACUGUAUCUAGAAUGUUCUAGUUGGAUGUGGGUUAGGUUUUGAUACUGUAUCUAGAAUGUUCUAGUUGGAUGUGGGUUAGGUUUUGAUACUGUAUCUAGAAUGUUCUAGUUGGAUGUGGGUUAGGUUUUGAUACUGUAUCUAGAAUGUUCUAGUUGGAUGUGGGUUAGGUUUUGAUACUGUAUCUAGAAUGUUCUAGUUGGGCGUGGGUUAGGUUUUGAUACUGUAUCUAGAAUGUUCUAGUUGGAUGUGGGUUAGGUUUUGAUACUGUAUCUAGAAUGUUCUAGUUGGAUGUGGGUUAGGUUUUGAUACUGUAUCUAGAAUGUUCUAGUUGGAUGUGGGUUAGGUUUUGAUACUGUAUCUAGAAUGUUCUAGUUGGGCGUGGGUUAGGUUGUGGUUGUAUUAUGUAUGGUCAUUCCUAUACUGUUCUGUUCCAGUUGGACGUGGGGGAGCUGAAGCAGCAGUUGGACCGGAGCCAGACUCUGUUUCCUGACAACCCGUCAGUCUGGGUCAAAGACCUGGCAGGAUACCUCAACCACGCCCUGGCUGCUCCAGAGACUGAACCCACCCUCAGCAGCUACGCACACGGUCAGUAAAACAACCACAACCAAAACCAGGGCUCUAAAUUUGGUUGGUAGCUAAAAAUUCAUUGGUAGCAAAGUUAGGAGCACCACAUGAAAUUUAGGAGCACCAGAAAAUAAGAUUUCUAUAAUCGAUUGAAAUACAGCCUAUAUUGUGCCUAAUAUGAAUUCUAGCUACUUGUGAAGCACAUGUUGUGCCCUAGAAACCAAUACCUAACACAAAUACAUUAUUUUAUUAUAAAAGCUAAUGUUAUGAAUACCUGUCAUUUACAUUACAAAGUAAUCUGUGGAAUAUUAGGUUUCUACAUUGUGUAAAAGCCCUGUUUUACUAUUGAGAUGUAUUGCAUUGAAAACAGCACCUCGCCUAAAUAGGUGUUUUACUCCCUUAGCCAGCACCUCUCCUAAACAGGUGUUCUACUCUGUUAGCCAGCACCUCUCCUAAACAGGUGUUCUACUCUGCUAGCCAGCACCUCUCCUAAACAGGUGUUCUACUCUGUUAGCCAGCACCUCUCCUAAACAGGUGUUCUACUCUUCUAGCCAGCACCUCUCCUAAACAGGUGUUCUACUCUGCUAGCCAGCACCUCUCCUAAACAGGUGUUCUACUGUGCUAGCCAGCACCUUGCCUAAAUAGGUUAAACAAAUCAAAAUAUAUUUUAUAUUUGAGAUUCUUCUAAUAGCCAACCUUUGCCUUGAUGACAGCUUUGCACACUCUUGGCGUUAUCUCAACCAGCUUCAUGAGGUAGUCACCUGUAAUGCAUUUCAAUUAACAGGUGUGCCUUCUUAAAAGUUAAUUUGUGGAAUUUAUUUCCUUCUUAAUGCAUUUGAGCCAAUCAGUUGUGUUGUGACAAGGUGGGGGGGUAUACAGAAGAUAGCCCUAUUUGGUAAAAGACCAAGUCCAUAUUAUGUCAAGAACAGCUCAAAUAAGCAAAGAGAAACAACAGUCCAUCAUUACUUCAAGACAUUUAAGAAGGAACAUUUCAAUAACUUUGAAAGGUUCUUCAAGUGCAGUCGCAAAAACCAUAAAGCGCUAUGAUGAAACUGGCUCUCAUGAGGACCGCCACAGGAAUGGAAGACCCAGAGUUACCUCUGCUGCAGAGGAUAAGUUCAUUAGAGUUACCAGCCUCAGAAAUUGCAGCCCAAAUAAAUGCUUCUGAGUUCAAGUAACAGACACAUCUCAACAUCAACUGUUCAGAGGAGACUGCGUGAAUCAGGCAUUCAUGGUCGAAUUGCUGCAAAGAAACCACUACUAAAGGACACCAAUAAGAAGAAGAGACCUGCUUGGGCCAAAAAACAUGAGCAAUGGACAUUAGACCGGUGGAAAUGUGUCUUUUGGUCUGGAGUCCAAAUUUGAGAUUUUUUGUUUUAGGUACACUUCAACUGUGAGAGACGGAAUCUAAAACAAAAAUCCAGAAAAUCACAUUGUAUGAUUUUUAAGUAAUUAAUUUGCAUUUUAUUGCAUGACAUAAGUAUUUGAUACAUCAGAAAAGCAGAACUUAAUAUUUGGUACAGAAACCUUUGUUUGCAGUUACAGAGAUCAUAUGUUUCCUGUAGGUCUUGACCAGGUUUGCACACAUUGCAGCAGGGAUUUUUGCCCACUCCUCCAUACAGACAUUCUCCAGAUCCUUCAGGUUUCGGGGCUGUCGCUGGGCAAUACGGACUUUCAGCUCCCUCCAAAGAUUUUCUAUUGGGUUCAGGUCUGGAGACUGGCUAGGCCACUCCAGGACCUUGAGAUGCUUCUUACGGAGCCACUCCUUAGUUGCCCUGGCUGUGUGUUUCGGGUCGUUGUCAUGCUGGAAGACCCAGCCACGACCCAUCUUCUAUGCUCUUACUGAGGGAAGGAGGUUGUUGGCCAAGAUCUCGCGAUACAUGGCCCCAUCCAUCCUCCCCUCAAUACGGUGCAGUCGUCCUGUCACCUUUGCAGAAAAGCAUCCCCAAAGAAUGAUGUUUCCACCUCCAUGCUUCACGGUUGGGAUGGUGUUCUUGGGGUUGUACUCAUCCUUCUUCCUCCAAACACGGCGAGUGGAGUUUAGACCAAAAAACUAUAUUUUUGUCUCAUCAGACCACAUGACCUUCUCCCAUUCCUCCUCUGGAUCAUCCAGAUGGUCAUUGGCAAACUUCAGACGGGUCUGGACGUGCGCUGGCUUGAGCAGGGGGACCUUGCGUGCGCUGCAGGAUUUUAAUCCAUGACGGCGUAGUGUGUUACUAAUGGUUUUCUUUGAGACUGUGGUCCCAGCUCUCUUCAGGUCAUUGACCAGGUCCUGCUGUGUAGUUCUGGGCUGAUCCCUCACCUUCCUCAUGAUCAUUGAUGCCCCACGAGGUGAGAUCUUGCAUGUAGCCCCAGACCGAGGGUGAUUGACUGUCAUCUUGAACUUCUUCCAUUUUUUAAUAAUUGCGCCAACAGUUGUUGCCUUCUCACCAAGCUGCUUGCCUAUUGUCCUGUAGCCCAUCCCAGCCUUGUGCAGGUCUACAAUUGUAUCCCUGAUGUCCUUACACAGCUCUCUGGUCUUGGCCAUUGUGGAGAGGUUGGAGUCUGUUUGAUUGAGUGUGUGGACAGGUGUCUUUUAUACAGGGAAAGAGUUCAAACAGGGGCAGUUAAUACAGGUAAUGAGUGGAGAACAGGAGGGCUUCUUAAAGAAAAACUAACAGGUCUGUGAGAGCCGGAAUUCUUACUGGUUGGUAGGUGAUCAAAUACUUAUGUCAUGCAAUAAAAUGCUAAUUAAUUACUUAAAAAUCAUACAAUGUGAUUUUCUGGAUUUUUGUUUUAGAUUCCGUCUCUCACAGUUGAAGUGUACCUAUGAUAAAAAUUACAGACCUCUACAUGCUUUGUAAGUAGGAAAACCUGCAAAAUCAGCAGUGUAUCAAAUACUUGUUCUCCCCACUGUAUCUGUACCUGGGGCAAAAGUUCAGGAUAUCACCAGGUUGCUUCCCGAGGCUGUGAGUCAGUCACCAGGGGCUGUUACUGUCGUGGUUCAUGUGGGGUCGAAUGACAUUAUGAAGGGCAGCUCACAACAGCUGAAGAUGGAUUUUAAAGAACUGAUUGGGUCUCUACUUGACACCAACAAACGCCCCAUAAUAUCUGGCCCUCUGCCCUCCCUAAAUCGUGGCGUUGAAUGGUUCAGCAGACUUUUAGCCCUCCAUAACUGGCUACGAGACUAUUGCAGCUCUGUGGGUGUAACAUUAAUUGACAGUUUUGAUACCUUCUGGAAAUAAAGCUCGUAUUAUAAGAAGGAUGGGAUCCACCCAAAUCAUUUUGGUUCCUGGAUCCUUUCACAGCAUUAUAAGGCUGCGUUGAGACACUGACUUAACAAUGACCCAUGCCCAGCUCAUUUAAACCCUACCAUUGUGUCGCUGAGUUGUCAUAAUGCUUCAGCAAAUGUACAUUAUCCCAGGGGCGUUGGAAGAAAAAAUGUAAGUAACCUAAUUUAUGUCCCUCUUACUGCCCUGAAUACCUCUGCUGAUCCUACAGCUAUUGUGUGCAGUAGUCUUGUGCCUAUGAACCAGAGUAAUACUGUUAGCACUGAGGUGGUGUGCCCUAGAAGGAAGUCCACUGUGUGCAGCUCACCCUGUACUCGAGCAUUUCUACCUCUGCUAAGCUUCCCAGUAAAGCAAGAAAAUAAUCAAGCAUCCCAGAAAAGUGUUUAAAAUAGCCCACGUUAACAUAUGUAGCUUAAGAAACAAGGUUCAUGAAAUCAAUAAUUUGCUAGUAACAGAUGACAUCCGUAUUCUGACAAUCUCUGAAACUCACAUAGAUAAUACCUUUUGAUACAGUGGUAGCAAUACAUAGUUAUAAGAUCUACAGAAAAGACAAAUGCCAAAGGUGGAGUUGUGGCUGUUUUUUAUAUUCAGAACCACAUUCCUGUAAAGCUUAGGGAGGAUCCCAUGUUAAAUACUGUUGAAGUAAUAUGGCUACAGGUUCAUCUGCCUCACCUAAAGCCCAUUCUGGUGGGAAGCUGCUAUAGACCACCAAGUGCUAACAGUCAGUAUCUGGAGAACGUGUGAAAUGCUUGAUAAUAUAUGUGAUAUCAAUAGAGGUAUAUUUUCUGGGUGAUUUUCAAUAUUGACUGGCUUUCAUCAGGCUGCCCACUCAAGAGAAAGCUUCAAACUGUAACUAGUGCCUGCAACCUGGUUCAGGUUAUCAAUCAACCUACCAGGGUAGUUACAAACAGUACAGGAAAGAAAUCAUCAACAUGUAUUGAUCACAUCUUUGCUAAUGCUGCAGAAAUUUGUUUGAAAGCAGUAUCCAGAUCCAUCGGAUGUAGUGAUCACAAUAUAGUAGCCAUAUCUAGGAAAACCAAAGUUCCAAAGGCUGGGCCUAAUAUUGUGUAUAAGAAGUCAUACAAUACGUUUUGUAGUGAUUCCUAUGUUGUUGAUGUGAAGAAUAUUUGUUGGUCUGUGGUGUGUAAUGAGGAGCAACCAGACGCUGCACUUGACACAUUUAUGAAAUUGCUUAUCCCAGUUACUAAUAAGCAUGCAUCCAUUAAGAAAAUGACUGCAGAAACGGUUAAAUCCCCGUGGAUUGAUGAGGAAUUAAAAAAUUGUAUGGUUGAGAGGGAUGAGGCAAAAUAAAUGGCAAAUAGGUCUGGCUGCACAACCAAUUGGCAAACAUACCGCAAAUUGAGAAAUCAUGUGACUAAACUGAAUAACAAGAAGAAGAAACUACACUAUGAAACAAAGAUAAAUGACAUAAAGAAUGAUAGUAAAAAGCUUUGGAGCACCUUCAAUUAAAUUUUGGGCAAAAAGGCAAACUCCGCUCCAUCAUUAACUGAACAGAUGGCUCAUUCAUCACAAAACCAACUGAUAUUGCAAACUAUUUUAAUGAUAUUUCUGUUGACAAGAUUUAUCAAAUUUCGGCAUGACAUGCCAGCAACAAAUGCUGACACUACACAUCCCACUUAAAUCUGACCAAAUUAUGAAAGACAAGCAUUUGUAAUUUUGUAUUCCGAAAAUAAAGUGUGAAAUAAUUAUUGUUGUCUAUCAACAAUGACAAGCCAGAAAGUGUGCUAGUACUUGGAUGGAAAUUACUGAGGAUAAUAGCGGACGAUAUUGCCACUCCUAUUUGCCAUAUCUUCAAUUUAAGCCUACUAGAAAGUGUGUGCCCUCAGGCCUGGAGGGAAGCUAAAGUCAUUCCCUUACCUAAGAAUAGUAAAGCCCCCUUUACUGGCUCAAAUAGCCGACCAAUCAGCCUGUUACCAACCCUUUUUUGUAAACUUUAGGAUUUUUUUGUUGUUGCUAUUUUACAGUAAACAAAUUGACAGCAGACUUUCAGCACGCUUAUAGGGAAGGACAUUCAACAAGCACAGCACUUACACAAAUGACUGUUUAGCUGAGAGAAAUUGAUGAUAAAAUAUUGUGGGGGCUGUUUUGUUAGACUUCAGUGCGGCCUAAGUGGACAGUUUGAUUUCACAGAAGUGUGAUUGACUUGGAGUUACAUUGUAUAUUCUUAUUCCUUUACUUAGAUUAGUGUGUAUUAGGUUUUUGUUGUGUAUCUGUUAGAUAUUACUGCACUGUCGGAACUAGAAGCACAAGCAUUUCGCUACACUCGCAAUAACAUCUGCUAACCAUGUCUAUGUGACCAAUAACAUCUGCUAACCAUGUCUAUGUGACCAAUAACAUCUGCUAACCAUGUCUAUGUGACCGAUAACAUCUGCUAACCAUGUCUACGUGACCAAUAACAUCUGCUAACCAUGUCUAUGUGACCAAUACAUUUGAUUUGAUUUUGGUACCCCUGCACAUCCACUCAGUACUAGUACCCCGUCUAUAUAACCAUGUUAUUACCUGGUACCCCGUCUAUAUAACCAUGUUAUUACCUGGUACCCCGUAGAUAUAACCUGUGGAAUAAAUACACUGUUAUUUAUUUUUUCCUCUCCGUUUAUGGGCCUGUAAGUAAUACAACUCAACUUCUAACUUGUGGACAGUCCCGUUCUAACCAUUUAGUACCAUUCUAACCCUUCUCACUCCUCUCUGUCCUAGAUUACCCAUACUGCCUUGCGGGGAAGGAGCUGAGGGGCGUGGUCAAGGCUUUGAUUGGUCGCUGCAGCGAGAGUCUACAGGACUUCUAUGACCACUGUGUUUACACCAUGCUGAGAGAACUGGACAAACAGACCGGUACACACACCACACACCUU
Molecule: messenger RNA, 9773 nt
Organism: Coregonus sp. 'balchen'
Lineage: Eukaryota; Metazoa; Chordata; Actinopteri; Salmoniformes; Salmonidae
Source: the annotation of a GenBank genome assembly